Messenger RNA from Ilex paraguariensis (yerba mate), 250 nucleotides. The record is from the annotation of a GenBank genome assembly. Lineage: Eukaryota; Viridiplantae; Streptophyta; Magnoliopsida; Aquifoliales; Aquifoliaceae.
CUCAAAAACAAAAGACCAAAGCAGCAUCAUGUUCAUAAUGUAUAUCAUAAAUACAAUCAAUAUGAGCAUGGCCGAAAAGAGGCUUAAAGUACCUAAGUCAGAGGAGAGGGACACUAGGAUAGAACUCGUCAGAGGAGAGGGAGUUGUGGACAGAAACGAUGAUGGCCAGAACUCGUCGAAGGAGGGGAACACUACUAUGGUCUUCGUUUUUUCGAAAUCUUUCGCCGGGAUGCUAUUCGUCGAGGAGUGA